Vigna angularis (adzuki bean) is the source of this 1056-nucleotide messenger RNA. RefSeq lists its product as uncharacterized. The record is from RefSeq and is a predicted model, not a curated record. The coding region runs from base 101 to 868 and encodes 255 amino acids. The transcript has 3 exons. NCBI's taxonomy places the organism in Eukaryota, Viridiplantae, Streptophyta, Magnoliopsida, Fabales, Fabaceae.
AUUCUUAGUUGCCACGACAUGAGCUUCCACCAUCACCACAGAAAAAAAUGAAAGAAAAUAUGGCUAAACAAGAGAAACCUUUCUUUGCCAUUCAUCAUCCAUGGCUCUUCUUCCUUCUUCUUCUCUCAUAACUCUUCUCCAUAUCUCAUCCCAACGUUAUCUUCCAUCUUCCUUUCACAGCUCCAUCACUCUUGCAUCAUCUUUCAAACCACUGACUAUUUCAAAGCAGCACCUGAGCCACAGAAGCUGCAAUUCCAAGCUCUUGGCUUUUUCUUACAGGUAUUUCAUUGAAGAAGAAGAAGAAGAUAAUGAAGAUGAAGAUGAUGAUGAAAACCACACCUUUGAUGAAGCUGUGGCUCUCUUCAAUGGAGGAGAGUACUACAAAUGUCAUGACUAUCUUGAAUCCCUUUGGAACAAUGCAGAAGAGCCCACCAGCACACUCAUUCAUGGAAUACUCCAAUGUGCGGUCGGUUUCUACCACCUCUUCAACCAGAACCACAGGGGAGCAAUGAUGGAGUUGGGGGAAGGACUAUGUAAAUUGAGAAAGAUGGAAUUCUCAAAUGGACCAUUCCAUAAGUUUGAGAAAGAUAUUUCAGCAGUUCUAGAUUUUAUCUAUCAGACUCAAAUAGAGUUAGCUGCAUGUAGUGAGGAUGUAUGUGUUACAAUGGAUCGAUCAGAAAGAUCUUACCGACUUCUGGGGGAAUAUGCUUCAGGGAAGCGUGUGUAUGAUCUAGAACUUUGUAGCGAUGCAUCAGUGUACAUUGUGUUCUGUCCUCAAGGCUCUAAUGGUUCCUCUGAAGCCCCAAGGGUAAAGCUUCCUAAGCUUAAGGCUACCAUGGAACAUCUUGUAGCCUAUGAAUACAAGUGAACAUCUUUUCAAGACACUGUCCAUAGAUCAAACCACAUGCAAUAUUUUUCUGUCCUUCUGUUGGAAGGAAGAAUUCUCUCGUGCAGUUAUCAUAGAAUAGUAUCCUGGAGUGAAAAUAGCAGUCACAAUAUGCAAAAAACCUGUGCAAUGAUUUCAAAAUUUGUGCAUUUAUGUAACCCCUCUUCCUA